AUGUUUGAGGCUGCUGUCUUUCUUAUGUUUUAAUUUUUAAUGGACUGUAGAACUGAAGCCAUGGACCAGGAGUCAACUACGUGGAUAAAAAAAGAGGGAACAGAUGAAGUACAAACUGAGUUAUGCUUCAUGGCCCAAGUUUACCCAUGCAGCAUGAAUGUAAAAGAAGAGUUGGAGAAGGGUGUGAAUAAAAAGUUUCUUGAAGACCCAUUAAGGGCUGAUGACCCUAGUGUUUGGGUAAAGCAAGAUCCCGAACUGAAACACCAUGCUGCCGGAUCUGAGCAUGAUUCUGUUGAAGAUCCAUUGGGAAUAUAUUGGCCCAAUAAUUUUAUCAAGGAGGAUCCUGAAUUAAAUAUAUCUGAGAAUACUUCUGUUAAAAAUCCAUUGGGAAUAUCUUGGUCCACUGAUUUUAUCAAGGAGGAUCCUGAAUUUAAUUUGGAAAUGAAUAUAACUGGGAAUAUUGUGGAAACCUCAACAAGAUACGCAUCUGAUAGUGCAAGACUGACAGAGAGUACUGGUGGGAGCUGCGGCAUACUAUGUGAAGAAACUUGUCACCAUAGACUGGUCCAGGAUGAGUUGGUGAUGGACAUGGAGAAGUCAACACAUGGGUUCGGUACCAAUACAGAAGAUGUGACUACUGAUAAGGAAUGCUCAGUUGCCACCCGACAUGACUGUAGUACAUGGGAAAAGGAAUUAUAUGUAUACAGCUGUAAUUUCUGCCAACAGAGCUUUCCUUCAAAAUACAGACUCAUAAUGCAUGUGUUUGCGCACACUGAUGGAACGCAACCACCUUCGUAUGUUUGUAAGUGGUGUGGUGAGGUAUUUCACAGUAAUGUUAGUUUGAAAAAACAUUUGAGAAUGAGCGAUAAUUUUCAUGUCUUAACUGCUGACAACCAUGAAAAAUAUGGCUAUAGUGAUGAGCAUCAAAGCAGUACCUUGUUGGAUAGCGAGCCAGACGUUUCUGUCACAGAACACAAUGAGCAGUCUUCAUGUAAGGAAACUUGGAAAGCUUCAAAAGAGUCCUCUAAUGACAGGUGUAACACACAUGUGACAGAUGAUAGAGAGAAAACAAGUAAUUAUGGAACUUUAUCUACAGCUAUUAAUGUCAGUGCCCAGGCUGAUCUACUUACUGCAAACAGAACCGACAUAGGUGGUACUUGGGGCAAAUUGUUUUCUAGGUCAGUUGAUCUGAAGGCACACGUAUUAAUUCACACUGGAAAGAAACCUCACAAAUGUGAGAUUUGUGGGAAAUGUUUUGCUUUGCCACGCAGUCUCAAGAUACACACAUUCAUUCACACUGGAAUCAAACCUCAUAAAUGUGAGGAUUGUGGGAAAGCUUUUACUAUGUCACGCGAUCUCAAGAAACACUUCUUAAUUCACACUGGAAAGAAACCUCACAAAUGUGAGAUUUGUGGGAAAUCUUUUACUGUGUUAGGCGCUCUCAAGAAACAUGGAUUAAUUCACACUGGAAAGAAACCUCACAAAUGUGAGAUUUGUGGGAAAUCUUUUGUAAGGGCAGACAAUCUCAAGAGACAUACAUUAAUUCACACUGGAAAGAAACCUUACAAAUGUGAGAUUUGUGGGAAAUCUUUUGCUAGGUCAGGCGAUCUCAAGAAACAUGUAUUAAUUCACACUGGAAAGAAACCGCACAAAUGUGAGAUCUGUGGGAAAUCUUUUACUUUGUCAAACAAUCUGAAGACACACAAAUUAAUUCACACUGGAAAGAAACCUCACAAUUGUGAGAUAUGUGGGAAAUCUUUUGCUUUGUCAAGCAGUCUCAAGAUACAUGCAUUAAUUCACUCUGGAAUUAAACCUUACAUGUGUGAGAUCUGUGGGAAAUCUUGUACUAUGUUAAGCGAUCUCAAGAAACAUAUAAUAAUUCACACUGGAAAGAAACCUCACAGAUGUGAGAUAUGUGGUAAAUCCUUUGCUAGGUCACGCAAUCUCAAAAAACAUGUAUUAAUUCACACUGGAAAGAAACCUCACAAAUGUGAGAUCUGUGCGAAAUCCUUUGCUACAUCAGGUGAUCUCAAGACACAUGCAUUAGAACACACUGGAACUCUACCUCACAAAUGUGGUAUCUGUGACAAAAGUUUCACUCACUUGAGUACACUCAAGACACAUGCAUUACUUCACAUCAGAAAGAAACUACAAGCAUGUGUUAGUUUACGCAAAUAGGUUUUUCCGGUUUGUGGCCUCAAGGCUUAUAAAAUAAUGGAUGUAGCAGGGGGACAAUAAAUUGUAAUUCUAGUGAAAUAACAUUAAAAUGUGGUAGAAUUGUGAAAAAAGUGCAACGAUGGGUGCUGUAGGGCGCUAACAGAUAACGUGACAUAAAAAUCGAUAUAUGUAGCUUGAGAUGUCAAGAAAUGGUAUUACUAAAUACUCCAGAAACAUGAAUGAAAUGUGUUUUGGUCAUUAACACUGUUACUUUUUCUUGUCGAUCUUGAGACAAGAAGAUUGUGACUUGUGAUAAAUCCGUACAUUUGUCAGUAAUCAUAAGUACCAUGCAAUAUUCAGUAUAAGGCCAAGGAAAUGUGACGACUCGCUGCAUAUUCUUCCAAACAUAAUCAUCAUGUACUACUCGUAACUGUGUAUUUUAGAGACAGUGACAGUAAAAAUAUAUUCAUGGCACUUCCUUCAUUCAGGCUAGUACACUCAACACUGAAGAAACAUGAUUAUAACAAUUACUUUACUCAGAUAUGUUUUCUCAACAGAUUUACUGUGUCAUUGAUAGUGUUUAGCUACAUUUGUGUUCUGUUAGCAGUAAUCCUGCAUUAGUAAACGUAACAACAAACAUAGCAACCUUCUUAAUAGCAUUUUAGUCCACCUUUGGAACACAGUACUUCGACAAUUCUACAUGAUAUGGACAUGACACAUCAUUUACAUGUUUCUGGGUGUAUGAUACACCAGUUGUAUUCCACACGUUCAGAUCAGCUAAAUGGUGUGGUCGAGACAUCAGUGUUAGUUACCACGCUACUCAGAGAAAUGUGCAGUCGUUCUGCACAUGUGACAUGGACAGUUAUGUUGCUGAAAAAUGCCUUCAACAUGAGAGAGCACAUCAGGAAUGAAGGAAUCUAUGCAGUUGCAAUAAGGGUCACAUAGUCUGCAACUGUCAUGAUGCCUUCAAUUACUACCAGAUGUCCUAAAGGAGCCAAAGUGACUGCCCCCAUAGCCUAAUGGGCCCUGCAUCUGGUGCCAUUCACCUAGAUGAUAGCAUAUCUGGACGUGGCAACUGACCUGGUGUAACUGGAAAUGUCACCCAUCCUGACAUUUGCAUUGACCUUCAUUCUAGUCUGAAUAAUCCCUUGCCCACUACAGUCGCAAUUGAACAUUUUGGUGGAUCGAUAUGGAAACAUAGUGACCAUAUUUUGUGGAGCCCCAUGUUCAACAAUGUACAUUAAAUUGUGGGUUCAAAAACGUGUAUGGCUGCUCCAGCAUUGUUUUUCGUCAUUAGAUAUGCCACAUAUUGCCAAAUGUCAAGCUUGACAGAGCAGGCAGGUAUCCGACCGCCAUGAUUAGUGAUGAAGUAUAGAUGCAUUACAUCUUUUCAUAGGGUUAAGGAUUUAUCACCUUUCAGGCACCUUCCACAGAUGUUCACAACAGUAGCAUACAUCCAGCCAGCCAUCUUCACCACCGUUGAGGCGCUAGUCCCCGACUGCAAUGCCAUUAUAACUUGCCCUAUGCUAAAGUCACUUCGUCAUAAAAUUUACAUGUUUGCAGCCAAUCUAACUGAUAGAACAAUUCCUUAUAAAUCUCUGGUCUGCUCAUACACUUGUAAUCUGCUUGCUGCAUCAUUUGCAUAAAACGUGGCGUUCAUUCUCCUCGUGGGCAGUGUUCAUGACAUUUUUGACCAUCAGUGCAUCUUCACGUAAAUGGGUCAGAUGCGAAAAUGUGUAAUCUAGUAAAUACACUGUGCUUGGUUGCCAUUUACACCAAUGCACAAUAGCUAUAUUUUUUGUGAAAUAUUUUUGUUUCUCAAAGCUCUGUACAUGAUUCAGAGAUAAUGUAGAUAAGUGUUAUGCACCAAAGCUCUUAAUUAUUUGUUCAACAUUUAAUACUGUGUAAGUUCUACACAAAAUGAAAUAGUUAAACAAACAUUAGGUGUUAACGGUUUGAUUCCAGUUAUUUCUAUACACAAGAACAACACUUGGGAGAGCUCAGAAUGUGAGCACUAAAUAUUUCUUGUGUUCUAUUCAAAGGUG
Molecule: messenger RNA, 4202 nt
Organism: Schistocerca piceifrons (Central American locust)
Lineage: Eukaryota; Metazoa; Arthropoda; Insecta; Orthoptera; Acrididae
Product: zinc finger protein 724-like
Exons: 8
Coding region: 40-2178 (712 amino acids)
Biological process (GO): regulation of transcription by RNA polymerase II
Molecular function (GO): DNA-binding transcription factor activity; RNA polymerase II cis-regulatory region sequence-specific DNA binding
Source: RefSeq, a predicted model, not a curated record